CUGCACAACAAGAUGGCGGCGGCGGCGGCGAGCGGAGCUGGCGGGGCUGCCGGGGCCGGGACGGGGGGAGCCGGGCCCGCUGGCCGCCUGCUGCCUCCGCCCGCGCCGGGGUCCCCAGCCGCCCCCGCUGCCGUGUCCCCAGCGGCCGGCCCGCCGCGUCCCCCAGCCCCGGCCUCCCGCGGACCCAUGCCUGCCCGCAUCGGCUACUACGAGAUCGACCGCACCAUCGGCAAGGGCAACUUCGCGGUGGUCAAGCGGGCCACGCACCUCGUCACCAAGGCCAAGGUUGCUAUCAAGAUCAUAGAUAAGACCCAGCUCGAUGAAGAAAACUUGAAGAAGAUUUUCCGGGAAGUUCAAAUUAUGAAGAUGCUUUGCCACCCCCAUAUCAUCAGGCUCUACCAGGUUAUGGAGACAGAACGGAUGAUUUAUCUGGUGACAGAAUAUGCUAGUGGAGGGGAAAUAUUUGACCACCUGGUGGCCCAUGGUAGAAUGGCAGAAAAGGAGGCCCGUCGGAAGUUCAAACAGAUCGUCACAGCUGUCUAUUUUUGUCACUGUCGGAACAUUGUUCAUCGUGAUUUAAAAGCUGAAAAUUUGCUUCUGGAUGCCAAUCUGAAUAUCAAAAUAGCAGGGAAAGGGACUUGAACGGACUGUAAGAGGGUGGAUGGCAUGUGCUUCUGACCUACCAAAGCAUCUGGAAAUUUCAGACUGCUCUUUGUCUCUGAGACUGUGUUGGGCAUAGCAUUGAAUAAAGUGUGGAUCCAUAAGU
This is a messenger RNA of Rhinopithecus roxellana (golden snub-nosed monkey), 766 nucleotides long. Its product is annotated as serine/threonine-protein kinase SIK3-like. Gene Ontology annotation, molecular function: ATP binding; protein serine/threonine kinase activity; tau-protein kinase activity. Lineage: Eukaryota; Metazoa; Chordata; Mammalia; Primates; Cercopithecidae. Gene Ontology annotation, biological process: intracellular signal transduction; protein phosphorylation; microtubule cytoskeleton organization. The record is from RefSeq and is a predicted model, not a curated record. The coding region runs from base 13 to 642 and encodes 209 amino acids. Gene Ontology annotation, cellular component: cytoplasm. The transcript is spliced from 5 exons.